AAUAAUAGCCUUUUAAACUCGAGAAAAAACAACGCUACAUUGGAAAGCACCCACAAUGCUUCUUCUAGACUACCAGAACGUCCUGAUUCAAUCUGUUCUGACUGAGCGAUUUUCGGGUGCCUCUCCCGUCAAUAUCGACCAGACUGUGUCGGAUUUCGAUGGGGUAACCUUCCAUAUCUCGACUCCAGAAUCCAAAACCAAGAUCCUCGUUUCGAUCCAAGUCAAAUGCUUCAAUGAGUUGGUGAAAUAUGGUGCGCAGGAGGUACUGGAACGAGAAUACGGCCCAUAUGUCGUUGCCCCGGAAAAUGGCUACAAUUUCUCGGUGCAGGUGGACUUGGACAGUCUCCCUGAUGACAGAGAAGCACGAGACGACCUGAUCCGGAGGGUUUCCCUAUUGAAGCGAAAUGCAAUGGCUGCGCCCUUCGAGCACGCAUUCGACGAACAUCACAAACUGCAGGAGGAAGCUUCUAAAUUUACUUCAGAAGAAGCACCACAAGGUGUUCGAGAAGGGGGCCAAGUAAUGGCUAUUCAUUAUCGUGAUGAAGAGGCAAUCUACAUCAAGGCAAGCCACGACAGAGUCACUGUGAUUUUCAGUACAAUUUUUCGGGAAGAAACAGAUCGAGUGUUUGGCAAGGUCUUUAUUCAAGAAUUCGUUGACGCAAGGCGGAGAGCCAUCCAAAAUGCCCCGCAAGUCUUGUUCAGAACAGACCCUCCUUUGGAGCUACAAGGGGUCCCUGGCGUUAAGGACUCUGGAAAUGGCGAGAUUGGCUAUGUAACCUUUGUCCUCUUCCCAAGGCAUCUGACUCGACAGCGACGAGAUGAGGUUAUCUCCCACAUCCAGACAUUCCGCGACUACUUUCACUACCACAUUAAAGCCUCUAAGGCGUACAUCCAUUCAAGAAUGCGCAGACGCACCGCGGAUUUCCUACAAGUGUUACGGAGAGCCCGCCCGGAAAACGAAGAAAAGGAAAGAAAGACAGCCAGCGGACGUACGUUCAAGGUGCAGGGGAGCUGAAGGAAUUGUCAAUGACAAUUGUGGCCCAAAAAUUCAAAAUUGUCAUGAUCAUGAGCACCUGCUGCACUAAGUGCACAAAACUUGACCUAAGCAUGAUCUACCCCCUUUCGAGCUCUUCAAUUCCAUUCUGCUUCUUCUCUUCCCUACUUCAUUUCCAUUUUUCUACCCGAUAGCACUUUCUCUUCCUAGUUGAUGUGAUGAUUGCUUGUGUAACAUGAAGCCGAGUCUUGCUGUCUGUAGUGCGAAGUUGACCUUGAAGCUUGCCAAAAUAAUGAGGUCUAAAAUGAACUGGAGAUAUCAAGACCAGGAACUAAUCUGCCUGCCAGUCGACUAGACCCAAAUUGCUUUUCUUGCAGCUAAGAGGCAUAAAUCUUCCACCCAACUGUAACUUAUUGCAAGGCAUUAUCAAAUCAAAAAAGUGGAG
Messenger RNA from Hyaloscypha bicolor E, 1439 nucleotides. RefSeq names its product P34-Arc-domain-containing protein. The transcript has 6 exons. The coding region runs from base 56 to 1015 and encodes 319 amino acids. Gene Ontology annotation, molecular function: actin filament binding; structural constituent of cytoskeleton. Gene Ontology annotation, biological process: actin filament polymerization; Arp2/3 complex-mediated actin nucleation. The record is from RefSeq and is a predicted model, not a curated record. Lineage: Eukaryota; Fungi; Ascomycota; Leotiomycetes; Helotiales; Hyaloscyphaceae. Gene Ontology annotation, cellular component: Arp2/3 protein complex; actin cytoskeleton.